This is a messenger RNA of Salmo salar (Atlantic salmon), 6460 nucleotides long. RefSeq names its product TBC1 domain family member 10A. Lineage: Eukaryota; Metazoa; Chordata; Actinopteri; Salmoniformes; Salmonidae. Gene Ontology annotation, biological process: regulation of GTPase activity. Gene Ontology annotation, molecular function: GTPase activator activity; small GTPase binding. The record is from RefSeq and is a predicted model, not a curated record.
GACUACCAAUGGGGAAAUCAAGUUGCAACCACUGCGUUAGAUGAGAGCGCAGGCAGGACAUCCGAACUUCUCAACUUGCCUGACAAGGAAACGGAAUACAUGGACCAGGAGGAAGGAAGGAACGAACGACACAAACUGUCUUUUAGCUUGCUUCACCAACAUGACAUAACCAACAUAUGCACAUUUGUGGUGAAUUGUGCUACCUAGUUAGCUAGCGUGCUAACUUUCUAGCUAACUAAUUCAUUGCCACAUUACAAGCUAGCUAGGCUAGCCAGAUUCGUUUACGAUCAUUAACGCACACACGGCAGCUAGCUGACGUUACUGUCUGAAAAGGCUGCUACGUCAACAUCACACGGGAAAACGUGCGGUAUUUACUAACAUUUCGCUCGCUCAGUUACGCAUUCUGUCGUUAAUAACUAGAUGAAUUAGCUAGCUAGUCCCGACAGCUAUCGUUAGCUAGCUACGUAUUGCAUGCCAUGGCAUUAGUUUUGUUUGUAAACGUUCGCCUGGUUACAUACUGUUGGUUGUGACAGUGCCAAAGAAAUAGAUGUAUUUUUGAGAGAAUCAUGGCUAAAAUAGAGAAUGGUCGCCAGUCGGCCGACUCGAGAAGAAUCAGGACCAUUAGUAGCAAUCAUAUGGACGACGAGAGCUCCCUUGGCUCAGACUCCGAGAUCAACGGCUUUACCAACGACAGGCACACUGAUAAAUAUGGAUUUAUUGGAGGGGCGCAACAGUAUUCAGAAGAAUCGGCUCAGGAUGUCCCUCCAGAGGUGCUGAGGCAGCGAGAGGUCAAAUGGCUAGACAUGCUGAGCAACUGGGACAAAUGGAUGGUCAAGAGACACAAAAAGGUGAGACUGCGGUGCCAGAAAGGAAUCCCUCCCUCACUGCGAGGCCGUGCUUGGCUCUACCUGUCAGGAGGAAAAGUGAAGAGGGAACAGAACCGGGGGAAGUUCGAGGAGCUGGACAGUCAGGCUGGAGACCCAAAAGAGCUGGAUGUGAUUGAGAAAGACCUGCACAGACAGUUCCCCUUCCAUGAGAUGUUUGUAUCACGAGGCGGCCACGGACAGCAGGACCUGUUCCGUGUUCUGAAGGCCUACACGCUGUACAGGCCAGAGGAGGGCUACUGUCAAGCCCAGGCCCCCAUUGCUGCUGUGCUGCUCAUGCACAUGCCUGCUGAGGAUGCAUUCUGGGGGCUGGUCCAAAUUUGUGAGAAGUACCUCCCAGGAUACUACAGUGCAGGGCUGGAGGCCAUCCAGUUAGAUGGAGAGAUCCUGUAUGCUUUGACGCGGCGUGUCUCCCCCCUAACCUACCGCCACCUGGAGAAACAUAAAAUAGAGGCCAUCCUCUACAUGACAGAGUGGUUCAUGUGUGCCUUUUCCCGCACCCUGCCCUGGGCCUCAGUACUCCGUGUCUGGGACAUGUUCCUCUGUGACGGUGUGAAGAUAAUUUUCCGGGUGGGCCUGGUGCUGCUGAAGUGCAUGCUGGGUACUCGUGAGAAGCUGAAGGCGUGUCAGGGCCAGUAUGAGACCAUGGAGCUGCUGAGGGCCAUAGAGCCACGCUACAUGCAGGAGGGCUUCCUCGUCCGGGAGGUUCUGGAUGUGCCUGUGUCAGAGCGGGACAUUGAGAGCGAGCACCAUGUUCAGCUGAAGCGCUGGAGGAAGAACCAUGGUGAGCUCCACUGGAAGUCCCCUCCCAGAAUGCACGGUGCCAGGGCUAUCAUGGCCUCGGAGCCUCCCAGUCACCAGGACCUUCGUCAGAACCCCACCAUCAUCGUCGAGUCGCCCCUGCCUCCCCCUCAGCCCACCCCUCAGCUGCAGAAGGGAGAGAAGAAGGGCAAAGAGGAGAAGAAGAAAGGAAGUAUGAAGAAAACCCAUCCUCCUGUCACGGAGAUCCCCAACCCUUAUAAUUUACCUGGUGACCCUAAGCUUCCACUCAGAGAUCCUCAGCUUCCACUCAGAGAUCCUCAGCUUACUCUGAGAGACUCACCAGUACAGAAGCCCCUCGUCAAUGACACACCCCUCCCAAACACACCUAAAGACUCUCACCUGCCCCAACAACCAGCUCUUAAUGACCAACCAGCCCUCAACGACCAACCAGUCUUUAACGACCAGUCUCUUCUCAAAGAGUCGCCCCUCCAGAAGUCCAGACAGAGCCUGAGUAGCACAGAGGCAGAUCAUCAGGACACAUACCUGUAGCUCUCGCUGUGGGCAGAAGGUGGAACUGCAUGUGUGAAACUGGGCAUGAUGGUGAGUGAGUGAGAGAGGAACUGGAACAACCCCUGUUUUAUCCUGGACAGUUCUCAUUCACUCGCUCCUCGCAUGCCCUCUGCAUGCCCUCUGCAUGCCAACCAAGCCCUCUGUCUCUUUAUCAGGCACUAGCACAGCUCAGCCAUAUACCAGCAACUGGGUGUACCAUGGCCAAUGUCACUGCAGCCCAACCAGGGGCGACAAUUGUAUAUUUUUCAUAUGAUUUUUAUUCUGCUUGCUUUUAAGACAGCGUAUUGCCUAGAGCAAGCACACAGUCAGCAGCAUACACUAAUGCAUCACUGCCAAGUGUUUAUAAUACUUUCAUCCUUAUGUUACCUCUUCAUACUUUUUCACUCUGACUGUUAGUGAUGUGCAAGGGAGACAUGUUAGUGAUUUAUUGGUUGUGUAGUUGUAUACAUAAAACAAUCAUCACCUAAUAGACUAUCUGAUUCUAGGGUUUAACAAGAGACUUGAAACUGCCUUCAUUUGCACAAAGUGGGAGUAUUUAAAAAAAAAAAAAAAUCUCCCAACCACCUGUGGUUUGUAGGAAAUAGGAAUUGGAAAUAUCAACUUUUUUUGAACUAAGCUAUUGAUACUUUUUUAAUUUAAUGUAAACCCUUGCCAUUUCAUUUUGAAUAAUGCUUAAGAAAGAGCUGGGUAAAUAUUGUUUCAAGUCAGGUUGGUUGAGUCAAGUCCCAGUUGGCCUUAUCGAUAAGUAAAGAGCUUCCAUCCUUCACCACCAGAGAGCAGUCUUGGUGUGUUUUCCUGUACAUUCUGUUAUUCCAGCUGCUAACUUCCCCUUCCUAAAAAGGAACUCCGAGCACUCUAGUCUCGAAUUUACACUCAUUACGUGUCAAUUCCAUACUUUCAAAGGAACUUGCAAGCUUGUUUUACUCUACAGUAAAAGGUGACAUAUGACAUGUGCCUUGUACAACGUGUGUGUAUAAAUCUUCUAUUGUCCCUGCCAGGUGGUAAUGGGCCUGAUCUCUUGAGACCAGACACAUCCUCAGUGCCAGGCAAUUCCAGUUACUAUGUAGCGUUUAACUCAUCUAAGGUAUGCAAGAAGGAGAGAGGACUGGACAUUCCUCACAAUAAUUUGACACAUUCCUGCCCUUGGGUUUCUUAAAAGCCAAUAUGUCUUGUGGCCAACAUGCUUAGUCUUCUAUGAAUCAUGUAUGUAUAGUAUUCAUGCAUGUUCAUAUUUAAACAUUUUGGGGGCGUGUGAGUGCCAUAGCAGUUAGCUGGAUCGUUCCACCAAUUCGGUGCCUUUUGAAAGUGUAACUUGGUCAACCUAAUUUCAUCUCACCUAAUUUUAACAUGGUCAUAAAAAGCACUUUUUCUUUUUUUACACUUUACCCUAUCGAGGUUAAAUAAUAAUUUAAAAAAAGACUAAGUGCCAAAUAAACUAACAGGGUUGACUGUAACAGGGUUGCUGAUUUAAUCUUAAAUCCCCUUGUGAAUCUUCAAAAUUACUUUGUCAAAGCAACAAAAUAACUUUACAAUGAUGGUGAAAAUUUUGAGAAAUGUUUGGGUUAAGUGGGUUAAAAUCUUCCUAGAAGUCAAACGGUGCAAGUCAAAAUGCUGAAUUUAUUUAAUUAUCUAUGUGGUCUUUAUUAAAGGGCACGUCAUUUAAUAUAACACGAUGUUAAAAUUCAAUAUUGGUGCACAAUUUCUAUUUAAAUAUCAAAGGGACGCAAAAGGCACUCUGUUUGUGGAACGGCCCAGCUGUAUAGUGCUAACCUCUGCUCCACUGCACAAGUGCUGGGUGAUGUGGACCUUGCAGGCUAGAUGCACUAUAUAUACAAAAGUAUGUGGACACCCCUUCAAAUUAGUGGAUUCGGACAUUUCAACCACAUCCGUUGCUGACAGGUGUAUAAAAUCGAGCACACCGCCAUGCAAUCUCGAAAGACAAACAUUGGCAGCAGAAUGGCCUUACUGAAGAGCUCAGUGACUUUCAAUAUGGCGCCGUCAUGCGAUGCCACCUUUACAACAAGUCAGUUGGUCAAAUUUCUGCCCUGCUAGAGCUGCCCUGGUCAACUGUAAGUGCUGUUAUUGUGAAGUGGAAACGUCUAGGAGCAACAACUGCUCAGCCGUGAAGUGGUAGGCCACACAAGCUCACAGAACGGGACCGCUAAAGCACAUGGCGCGUAAAAAUCGUCUGUCCUCCGUUGCAACACUCACUACUGAGUUCCAAACUACCUCUGGAAGCAACGCCAACACAAGAAUGAUUCGUCGGGAUCUUCAUGAAAUGGGUUUCCAUGGCCGAGCAGCUGCACACAAGCCUAAGAUCACCAUUCUCAAUGCCAAGCUUCGGCUGGAGUGGUGUAAAGCUCGCCGCCAUUAGACCCUGGAGCAGUGGAAACACAUUCUCUGGCGUGAUGAAUCACGCUUCACCAUCUGGCAGUCACAGACGAAUCUGGGUUUGGCGGAUGCCAGGAGAACGCUACCUACCCCAAUGCGUACUGCCAACUGUAAAGUUUGGUGGAGGAGAAAUAAUGGUCUGGUGCUGUUUUCAUGGUUGGGACUAGGCCCCUUAGUUCCAGUUAAGGGAAAUCUUAACGGAACAUUCUCGACAAUUUUUUGCUUCCAACUUUGUGGCAACAGUUUGGGGACGGCUUCCUGUUUCAGAAUAACAGUGCCCCCAUGCACAAAGUGAAGUCCAUACAGAAAUGGUUUGUUGAGAUCGGUGUGGAAGAACUUGACUGACCUGUACAGAGCUCUGAUCUCAACCCCAUCGAACACCUUUGAGAUUAAUUGGAACGCCGACUGCGAGCCAGGCCUAAUCGCCCAACAUCAGUGCCCGACCUCACUUAUGCUCUUGUGGCAGAAUGGAAGCAAGUCCCUGCAGCAAUGUUCCAACAUCUAGUGGAAAGCCUUCCCAGAAGAGUGGAGGCUGUUAUAGUAGCAAAGGGGGACCAACUCCAUAUUCAUGCCCAUGAUUUUGGAAUUAAAUGUUCGAUCAGGUGUCCACAUACUUUUGGUCAUGUAGUGUGGCUCUGUAAAGACAUGGAUCAGCUUAUUGCUACACUGAGUGACAGGUCCAGAUAUAUGGUGAUCAAAACCAAAUAACAAUGUGAUAAGGAUCAUCGGAUUGAUCCAUUGCCUGUUACUAUGGAUGCUUAGCCUUACUUGUUGCAUACCGGCGAGGGAUUACUUUUGGGAUAUCUUGGAGUUUUCAUCUUUUGGGAUAACGUUGAAGCCUUUCCAUUUAAAAAUGGUUCAUUCAUUUGGGGAGAUCAUGAGGCCUGUUGGGAUAAAGACCAGGCCUUUGCUUUGGGAAAAUAAUGGACAGUCUGUUGACCACAGCCUUUUUGGGGAUUCAAGUUUAGAGGGAACUCAAGGUUUGCAGUCAGAGGUGUCAAAGGAUUUGAACUAUUCUGUUGUAGGCACUAUAGGAAAUGAUUCAGUAGAGAUUAAGAUGUAAUCGAUGCACAACACUUAUUAUUGCUAUAAUAUAUAAUUCCACUGAAUGCUGCACGUUUGUUGUACAGGUCACCUCUAAGACCUCACUUAAAAGCAAUAAAAGGUGAAUGGAGGUCAAGUAAACAACAACAACAUAUUUUAUUUAUUAUUUAACCUGGCAAGACCGUUAAGAACUAAUUCUUAUUUACAAUGACGGCUUAGCCCGGACAACGCUGGGCCAAUUGUGCUCUGCCGUAUGGGACUCCCAAUCACGGCUGGUUGUGAUACAGCCUAGAAUCGAACCAGGGUCUGUAGUGAGGCCUCUAGCACUGAGAUACAGUGCUUAGAACGAUGCGCCACUCGGGAGCCACAUAGCCCUUCUCCACCCAAGUGUAUAGUGGCCUGUAUCACUUAUUUCCCAUUUUGCAGCUAUUCUAGAUUAAUUUAAUGCUUAAAAUAUGUAUAUAAGACUAAUUUGUAAAAUGUCAUUUUGUAAUGAAAUAUUGUAUUUUUUUUGUGUGUACACCUGUAUUUGAUGAUCAAAAUCCACCAUUUGCCAUAAAUCAUGGUAGAAACUGAAUCUGUUUUAGCUAGAUAAUUUUGACACUAACUUUACAGUUUAAAAAGCAAACACAUGCAAUCCUUUCUUCCCUAGAAAUAUCCAUGUCUUCUCAGCACAAUGGUUUUAAUUUUCUUUAUUCAGAGAGGCCUUUGGUAUUUCUAUGUCAACUAUCAACAAAUAUGUAUUUAUCUCAGAAGAUUUCAUAUUGUCAUUUUUGUUUUUACAAAUAAAAUCACUUUGAUCAACAACA